Ascochyta rabiei is the source of this 186-nucleotide messenger RNA. RefSeq lists its product as uncharacterized. NCBI's taxonomy places the organism in Eukaryota, Fungi, Ascomycota, Dothideomycetes, Pleosporales, Didymellaceae. The transcript has a single exon. The record is from RefSeq and is a predicted model, not a curated record. Bases 1 to 186 code for a protein of 61 amino acids.
AUGACCGAUAAACAUAAGGAGCUCACAGACCAGUCUGCCCAAGAUCAGCAAAAGGCCGACGUUGUGCACGCUGACCAGCAGCGAGAGCUUGCUUCCCUCGAAGCCAGACUCGAAGCCAGAGACCGCGAAGCUGCGUACCUUGAGGGCAAGCUAAAAGAACAAGAGUGCUGCGAGCUUGGCAGCUGA